AUGGGUCAAGAUUACACAAACUUAUGCCCAGGUUGGUGCUUUACUCAUAACAACUCGUGUCAUAAUAAUGGUAGAAUAGUAGUUGGUUGGUGGCCUGGGUCAUAUCAGGUAAACAUUAGAUUGAUGAAUAGUCAGUUUAUUCACUGUGAGAUUAAACCUACACAAGGGGUUAGCGAGUUCAACUGUACCUUUGUGUAUGGUUUUAAUGAUCAGAUGAGUAGGGGAGAGCUAUGGAAGGGGUUGAGAAUGAUUGCUAGCAAUUGUAGAGGUCCUUGGGUGGUGAUGGGAGAUUUCAAUGCUCUCUCUAGUGUGGAAGAUAGAAUUGGAGCUGCUGUGAGAGUUGGAGAGAUUGCUCCUAUGUUGAGUUGCAUUAAUGACUAUGGGCUAGCUGAUAUUAAAGCAACUGAGAGACAUUUCACAUGGAAUAACAAGCAAGAUGGUUUGGCUAGAGUGUAUUCUAGGAUUGAUAGAGGUUUAGCUACUACUUCAUGGAUGGAAACUUUUGAGCUGGCAGAGGUUGUGUUCCUACCUGAAGGGAACUUUGAUUAUGCACCUGCCUUGCUGAGCUUCUAUCCUGAAAUACAGCAAAAGCAGCCUUUUAGAUUCUGUAACUAUUGGUGCAAUUACCUUGAGACAUUGGAAGCUAUACAGAAAGCUUGGAGACUGAAUGUUGAUGGCAGUCUGAUGUUUCGAGUGGUGGAGAAAAUUAAAGAAGUAAAGAAGGAGCUUAGAGCGUUGAAGCUGAAGGGGUUUGAAGAUGUGGAGUGUACUGAGCUGAGGACUAGAGCAGAGCUAGAGAGUAUACAUCAUGAGCUCUAUGCUAAUCCUAGUGAUGCUUCCAUCAGUAGUAGAGAGAAAGAAGCUAGAGAGAAGCAUAGGAAUGCUCAAAGGAAUCUGAAUGCUAUGCUGCAGCAAAGAGCAAAGAUCACAUGGCUCAAAUGUGGAGACGAAAAUACAAAGGGCUUUUAUCAGGCCAUUUAA
Beta vulgaris subsp. vulgaris (sugar beet) is the source of this 981-nucleotide messenger RNA. RefSeq lists its product as uncharacterized. The record is from RefSeq and is a predicted model, not a curated record. The transcript has a single exon. The coding region runs from base 1 to 981 and encodes 326 amino acids. Lineage: Eukaryota; Viridiplantae; Streptophyta; Magnoliopsida; Caryophyllales; Amaranthaceae.